AUGCCACCAAGGAAAAGACCCAGACCUUCCGGCAGCACAGCACCACCACUUCCAACGCCACCUCCACAGUUUGAUCCCACAAUGUUCCAAGCUGCAGUAACAGCAGCCGUGGCAGCUGCAAUGUCACAAAUUGGUACAAAUGAAAAAGGUAUUGAACCAAAAGUCAAACCUUGUGGGAUCUAUUGCAAAACUGGGCACCCAAUAGACAUAUGCCCACUACUUCAAGAAGACGUUGAAUCUGUUCAAGAUUUGGGAGGAUUUCAGCAAAGGCCAUUUGAUCAGCAUCGCAACAACCAAGGUUGGGGAGGACCUCAAAAUAACAAUUUCUUGCCAAAGCCUCGAAAAAACGUUCAACAAAGAAAUCAAUACCAGGCUCCACCUGGAUUUCAACAACCUUUCCAGCAGAAUCAGCAUCAAGGCAACUUUCAGCAACCACCUGUUCAGUCACAAGCUAGUAGUUCCAGCAUGUCUUUGGAAGACAUUGUUAAAAGUUUUGCUACCAGACCAGAUCAUCAAGAAGAUGAGGAAGAAAAGAUCGUGGUUGAGCAAGAAUCUGAGGCAACUGAAGAGGUUCAGAAAAAGGAUAGAACUGUUGAAGCAGAGGUAAAAAUACUCCUCGUCCAUUUCCCUGAAGACUGA
This is a messenger RNA of Lactuca sativa (garden lettuce), 639 nucleotides long. Lineage: Eukaryota; Viridiplantae; Streptophyta; Magnoliopsida; Asterales; Asteraceae. The record is from RefSeq and is a predicted model, not a curated record.